AUGGGGCAGGUGACGCGGUACAACGACUCGCCCAUCGACCUCGCGCUCAUGGGGCUCUUCCGCCGCAAGAUGGAGCAGCAGAUCGGUGAGGUGGCGACUCGGAAGCGCGGGUACGAGGCGUUCGUGGAGGUGUCGCGGCGCGUGAUGCAGGGGCGGUCAGCAGCAGAGCAGCGCGCCAUCGUCGCCAACGUGCUCCUCUCGCUGCUGCCACCCAACGCGCCCGCCACUUUCCGCAAGUGGUUUCCCCCCAGCAAGUUCUCCGCAGAGAUCAACGCCGCCAUCACAGUGCCGGGCUUCCAGUGGCUCGUGGGGCCCUGCCAGCUGAAGGAGGUGGAGGUGAACGGGCAGAAGCAGAUGAGCGGCGUGCAGAUCACCAAGUGCAGGUACCUGGAGGUGAGUGGGUGUGUGGGCAUGUGCGUCAACAUGUGCAAGCUGCCCACUCAGGACUUCUUCACCAACGACUUUGGUCUCCCCCUCACCAUGACACCCAACUUUGAGAACAUGAGCUGUGAGAUGGUGUUCGGCCAGAUGCCUCCUCCCCUCUCCGAGGACCCCGCCCUCUCCCAGCCCUGCUAUGCCACACUCUGCUCCAUGGCCCAACCAGAGGCUGACAAGUGUCCACGUGUUCCUGAUGCCACACCCUGA
Messenger RNA from Closterium sp. Yama58-4, 645 nucleotides. NCBI's taxonomy places the organism in Eukaryota, Viridiplantae, Streptophyta, Zygnematophyceae, Desmidiales, Closteriaceae. The record is from the annotation of a GenBank genome assembly.